This is a messenger RNA of Lathyrus sativus (Indian pea), 1374 nucleotides long. Lineage: Eukaryota; Viridiplantae; Streptophyta; Magnoliopsida; Fabales; Fabaceae. The record is from the annotation of a GenBank genome assembly.
AUGCGCCCACCGGUUAUUCUCGAACCUUCCGCCACCUUUUCUCCUUCUUAUUCUUCUCCAUCUGAUCGCAGGCUAAACACUCUCGCAAGACACCUUUCUCAGUUUCCAGAUCAUAAUCAAAUGGCUUCUCACGUUUCUCCUUCUCCAACCGCUUCUUCUGAUUCCGUUUUCGCUCACAUCACUCAAGCUCCCGAAGAUCCUAUCCUCGGGGUAACUGUUGCGUACAACAAAGAUCCAAGUCCUAUUAAGCUCAACUUGGGCGUUGGUGCUUACCGAACUGAGGAAGGUAAACCCCUUGUGUUGGAUGUAGUGAGGCGAGUUGAACACCAACUGUUGAACGAUUUGUCACGCAACAAGGAGUAUAUUCCAAUUGCCGGGCUAGCUGAUUUUAACAAAUUAAGUGCUAAGCUUAUUUUUGGUGCAGACAGCCCUGCUAUUCAAGAGAACAGGGUUAGCACUGUUCAAGGCUUAUCUGGUACUGGUUCUUUAAGAGUUGGGGGUGAAUUUUUGGCUAAGCACUAUCACCAACGGAUUAUAUACUUGCCACAACCUACUUGGGGAAAUCAUACAAAGAUUUUCGCCUUGGCAGGUUUAACUGUCAAAACAUAUCGCUACUAUGCUCCAGCAACACGGGGCCUCGACUUCCAAGGACUUCUAGAGGAUCUUGGUUCUGCCCCAUCUGGAUCUGUUGUUUUGCUACAUGCAUGUGCACACAACCCUACUGGUGUUGAUCCAACACUUGAACAGUGGGAGCAGAUUAGACAGCUCAUAAGAUCAAAAUCUCUGUUGCCUUUCUUUGACAGUGCUUAUCAGGGUUUUGCCAGUGGAAGUCUAGAUGCAGAUGCCCAGCCUAUUCGUUUGUUUGUUGCUGAUGGUGGUGAAUUGCUGGCAGCCCAGAGUUAUGCAAAGAACAUGGGUCUUUAUGGUGAACGUGUUGGUGCUUUGAACAUUGUCAGCAAGUCAGCUGAUGUUGCAGGCAGGGUUGAGAGCCAGCUGAAACUUGUGAUUAGGCCCAUGUACUCGAGUCCUCCCAUUCAUGGUGCAUCCAUUGUAGCUGCCAUUCUCAAGGACCGGGAUCUGUACAAUGAUUGGACUAUUGAAUUGAAGGCAAUGGCUGAACGCAUUAUCAACAUGCGCCAACAACUUUUUGAUGCUUUACGCACUAGAGGUACACCAGGUGAUUGGAGUCACAUUAUCAAGCAGAUUGGAAUGUUUACCUUCACAGGAUUGAAUCCUGAGCAAGUUUCCUUCAUGAAUAAAGAGUAUCAUAUCUACAUGACUUCUGAUGGGAGGAUUAGCAUGGCUGGUUUGAGCUCCAGAACAGUCCCACAUCUGGCGGAUGCAAUACAUGCAGCUGUUACCCGAGUUGCCUAA